AUGAACCGCAGGCAUCAGAGUGCCUUAGAAGGAGAGAAGAGGGGCGGUGAGAUGAUAGAACAGAUAGGUUUUCAAAAAAAAAAAAGAAAGAAAUUAAAUGGUGGCAGACAUGUCCAAGGAAUAUUGCAGGGAUUUGAUCCCUUCAUGAAUCUUGUAAUAGAUGAAUGUGUGGAGAUGGCAACUAGUGGACAACAGAACAAUAUUGGAAUGGUGGUAAUACGAGGAAACAGUAUCAUCAUGUUAGAAGCCUUAGAACGACUAUAAAUAAUGGCUGUUCAGCAGAGAAAUCCGUGUCCUCCCUCCAGAAGCCCUGUUUAACUAUGACUUGAAAAUUGAUUCAUGUA
Molecule: messenger RNA, 344 nt
Organism: Marmota monax (woodchuck)
Lineage: Eukaryota; Metazoa; Chordata; Mammalia; Rodentia; Sciuridae
Product: small nuclear ribonucleoprotein G-like
Exons: 2
Coding region: 1-264 (87 amino acids)
Biological process (GO): spliceosomal snRNP assembly; mRNA splicing, via spliceosome
Cellular component (GO): U12-type spliceosomal complex; precatalytic spliceosome; P granule
Molecular function (GO): RNA binding
Source: RefSeq, a predicted model, not a curated record